Molecule: messenger RNA, 705 nt
Organism: Psilocybe cubensis
Lineage: Eukaryota; Fungi; Basidiomycota; Agaricomycetes; Agaricales; Agrocybaceae
Exons: 3
Coding region: 1-705 (234 amino acids)
Source: RefSeq, a predicted model, not a curated record
AUGUCCAACUUUGACGUGGAUAUCGGUGCAAUGGACGAAGUAAUAUUCAGACUCCAAGGCAUAGUUAGCGACAAGAUGCUACCACCAAUGGCAAAGCCUGCUUCGUACGUCCACUCCAUUGAGCAACAACCAUAUUUACGUACCGCCAUUGCUAUCACGGGACUCGGAGACAUUGUGUUCAAUAAGGUGAUGGAAAAGCUAGAAGAAGUUUUCCUCCGUUUUGCAAACAAUUUUCCCGCGGACAGCGUCAGCGGCUAUGACCCAGUUCUUCACAAAGACACGGGUUUCAAUGUUUUCCAUGCGCAUAGCCAAUAUUUCACGAAGGUAUCCGCAUAUCAAGACAAAUCUGACAACAUAGACAUUGUCGAGAUCAGUGUUGCCUUUGUCACAUUUCCUGCCCAAGGAAACAAGUACAAAUUUGUUGUCGCUCUUCGCGGAAUACUUGUCUUGGACCAGGAGGCAAGAGAGGUAAGCAAUGUUACAUUGAACAGUCUCAUAGCCAUUCAUAACUUCCAACAGAAAGCUGAUAUUCUCAGAAUGCGGUCGCGCUAUACUCCAGCGAAAAGACAGGUUGCUGUUUUGUGUAGGACAAAGAGGCAGCUGUACAAAGGUCAGAUUGACAUUGAAGACACGCAACAGAGGAUGACACGUAUGCGCUUAAAUGAGGACACAGUCCACAAUAGAAAUACUAUGUCCCAAGAUUAA